AUUCCAAGCCAGCACUAGCCAGCACCCGUGCACAUACCUCCAUUCACUGUCGUUUCGCAAACAGGUCCACUAUCCCUGACUGACCGGUCUGCCUCGCGCUGCCGCCAGAUAAGCUAUUACCAUGGCUUCUGAAGUGCAAGAGCUAGUCGGCUUCUUACUCUCCCUCGACCUGAGGUGCAGCGCAUGGCGGUGGGCAUAGUGGCCGGCCUCACAGGCUCAGACGAGGGCCUUAGCAAACUGCUACCAGAGGCUGACGUCAUCGCGGCUGCUCUGCUGCCGCUGCUCUCAGCCAAUAAGGAAAUUUCCCUCCCAUCCGCCCAAGCACUCGUCAACCUAUCCCAGCACGACGUGGCAGCAAGGGCAGUGAUUAAAGCGAGGGGCGUGGAGGCAGCAGGGGGAAUGGCGGUUGGGGGGGGACCAGGGGGGAAGGCGAAGAAUGCGGGCUUGAUGGUGAUGCUGCUGGCGAAUCUCACUCAACUGGACGAAGGAGCGGAGAAGCUUCUCGAGUCCAGUGGGACCGUCCCCUUGCUUGCAUCCCUCACAAGACGAUUCGCUAUGAGUGCUGACAGGGAGGAGGGGCAGGAGGACGAGUACGAGCACGUGGCUACCAUUCUAGUCAACGCGACUCGCUUGGAAGCUGCCAGGAAGCUGCUUCUGGACUCGGAAAAGAAGCUCCUAAGGCUAAUACUGCCACAGACGUGCUCUUCGAAUAGAACGCGCAGCCAAGGGGCCAUGGCAACGGUCAGAAAUUGCUGCUUUGAUGCUGGCUCAGGGGCUCUGCCUUCUCUGCUGCUCCUAGCCGACCUGCUCUGGCCGUCGCUGCUGCUGCCUUUGGCAGGCACAAGAAUAUACAGCAAGGAGGAUAGAGACCAGAUGCCACCAGAGCUGGCUGUACCAUUAUCUAUGGAACGACCCCCUGUGACCGAUGCAAAGCUAAGAGCCGAUGCUGCUGACGCACUGUUCCUGAUCGCCUCUGAGGAGGCUGGCAGACGAGCAUUGUGGGCCGUGCAUGGUGCAAGAAUACUCCAGGUUGGAUACGAGGACGAGGAGGAUCCGACAGUCAUGGAAGCGAUGGAGAGGCUUGGAUCUCUGAUGGUUCAAAACAGCCUAACUCCAGACAGUUGAAUGCGUGGUAGUAGAUUGCUUAGUGGGUAGUUGUCAUGUGGGCAGUCCUUGGAGAAGAAAGUGGUGUUGUAAUUUGAUUUGUGAUCAUCUCAUCGUGGGAAUUUCCUUCGAUGCUACGCAUUCAAAAAGACCCCUUGCAUUUUGAGAGAGUUCCUUUAUUUACAACUUCGGAACCGUAUGGAGUCAGUUGACAAGUGCUUAAACCCAGUAGUGCU
Closterium sp. NIES-67 is the source of this 1340-nucleotide messenger RNA. NCBI's taxonomy places the organism in Eukaryota, Viridiplantae, Streptophyta, Zygnematophyceae, Desmidiales, Closteriaceae. The record is from the annotation of a GenBank genome assembly.